Molecule: messenger RNA, 1978 nt
Organism: Musca domestica (house fly)
Lineage: Eukaryota; Metazoa; Arthropoda; Insecta; Diptera; Muscidae
Exons: 2
Coding region: 135-1787 (550 amino acids)
Source: RefSeq, a predicted model, not a curated record
AUCACUUAAAACGGAGAAAAUUAAGUAUAAGAGAUAAACUUAUAAUUGACACAGUGGGACAAACAAGAACAUUUUUGAAAAAUAAUAAGGACGUAUUAAUAUUAAAUGUAGAUAAAGGGGGUAAGACAGUUGCAAUGUAUAAAAAGGACUACGAAAUAAAAAUGAAUGACAUUAUUCGGGAUAUGUGUACAUAUCGACGACUAAAAAGAGAUCCAACGACUGCACUACAAAAUAAAAACAACAAAUUUGUGGAUGUGCUAUAUAAAAUGAAUAUUGUAGAUUUUAACGAAAAGAACAAAUUAUUGACAAAUACGUCAAUCGCACCACGAAUUUACGGCUUACCAAAGAUUCACAAGGAAGGAGUGCCUCUACGACCGAUAUGCUCAUCCAUAAAUUCACCUACCUACGGACUGUCCAAAUACAUAGUAGAUAUUUUAAAACAUUUGACGAAGGACUCGAAAUACAACAUUAAGGACGCAGUGGAUUUUAAAUCUAAAAUUAACAAUGUCAAAAUAGAAAAAGACGAAACCUUAAUAUCAUUUGACGUAGUGUCAUUGUUCCCCAGCAUCCCAAUAAACUUAGCACUAAAGACAAUCGCUGAAAAAUGGAAUAUAAUCAAGGACUAUACAAAAAUUCCAAAAGAGUUAUUUAUAGAAAUAUUGACCCUUUGUAUAAAAGACUCCAGAUACUUCGUAUAUCAAGACAAGGUGUACGAACAAAGAAAAGGACUUCCAAUGGGUUCCCCAGCGUCGCCGAUCAUAGCUGAUGUGGUAAUGGAGGUAUUAUUGGACGUUUCCGUAGAAAAGAUGAUGACGAAGCCGAGAUUAUUAUCGAAGUACGUAGAUGAUAUAUUUUGCAUAAUAAAGAAAACGGAAAUCGAAAACACACUAAAGAUACUAAAUACAUUCGACAAAAACAUUCAGUUUACUCAUGAAGUAGAGGAAGAUGGUAAGCUACCAUAUCUAGACUCAAUAAUCAUAAGACACGACAACAACCUCAAGUUAGAUUGGUACCAAAAACCAACAGCAUCUGGACGAUUGAUAAACUUUUUUUCAAAACAUCCCCGACGAGUGAAGAUAAAUACAGCGACAAACUUUAUACAUAGAAUUUUCAAUAUAAGUGACCAGCAAUUCCACCAAAAUAAUGAAUUAAAAAUAAGAAAUAUAUUAACAAAGAAUGAUUUCCCACAAAAAACAAUCGACGGUUUAAUAAAACGUGUAAAGGAGAAUACAAAUGUUAAAAUUACAGAAGGAAAGGAAAUAUCAUACAAAUCUUUGACGUAUAUACCUGGAUUUUCGGAGAGAUUUUGCAGAUCGAACGCGUAUAAUAAGGACAAAUACCAAUUAGCUUUAAAAACCAAUUACAGUGUCAACAAUAUGUUCAGUAGAACUAAAACGAAGACAAAAAAGGAGGACAAGAGCAAUGUCGUUUAUAAGAUAGCAUGCAACGGCGACGAAACCAAUAUAUGCCAAAAAGUAUAUAUUGGCACGACAAAAACAAAAUUAAAAACUAGACUUUCCGGACAUAAAUCGGAUCAAAAAUCAGACAAACCUUUAGAACAAAAGACAGCUCUAGCAGCACAUUGCACAUUAACAGGACAUAGACCGAACUUUAAGGAUAUUAAUAUAAUGGCACAAGAAAACAACUACAAAAGACGAUUCACAUUAGAAAUGUUACAUAUCAUAAAUGUACCACCGGAAAAAAGAAUGAACUUUAAAACUGAUACGGACCACUGUGCACAUAUUUACAGAAAUUUAGUACAUAAACACAGAUGGAAAAAGACUUAGUUCAAAUUUGACGUUAAAUUAGAGCAGACGUUUUCCUCUAAAACAAAGUUAACAUCCCUGAAGAUGAUUGUCGAUGACAAUCGAAAUAUUGGAUAAAUAAAGAGAAAAAAGGAGAUAACUAAAUAAAAUUGUUUUACUGACCUUCAGCCGAACUAUCAUCAAAAAUAUUAAAAUCUACCAGGUCAACAAUA